Molecule: messenger RNA, 7045 nt
Organism: Abrus precatorius (Indian licorice)
Lineage: Eukaryota; Viridiplantae; Streptophyta; Magnoliopsida; Fabales; Fabaceae
Exons: 16
Coding region: 222-6653 (2143 amino acids)
Source: RefSeq, a predicted model, not a curated record
UUCUCUUCAUUGGGAAAAAAACAAAAUUCUUCACUGCUUUUUCCCCAGCCACAGCCAACGAACAAAAAUCCACUCUCAAACUCUGUUUCACACUUCUUCGUGUUGUUCCCUGUUACUCUUGCCGGAACCCUAAUUGGAUCCGCCGAUGACUGUACGAUUCGGGAAUAGGUGAGAUCAAAAGGGUUGGGAUUUCCUCGCCGGAUGGAGGGAGGGAUUUACCCAUGGAUUAUGAUGACAAUGACUUUCAAAGCCAGAAUCUCCAUUUAGCUGGUGAAGGGAGCACCAAAUUUCCUCCAGCAUUAAGGCCAUAUGCUCUCCCUAAGUUUGAUUUUGAUGAAAGCCUUCAAGCAAAUUUAAGAUUUGACAGUUUGGUUGAAACUGAAGUUUUCCUUGGUAUUGAAAGUAACGAAGAUAACCAGUGGAUUGACGCAUUCUCCCGGGGUGGUAGUGGCAUAGAGUUCAGUUCAACUGCAGCUGAGUCUUGCUCCAUAUCAAGGCAUGGCAAUGUUUGGUCCGAGGCCACUUCCUCGGAAUCUGUUGAAAUGCUUUUAAAAUCUGUUGGACAGGAGGACUAUAUUCCUAGGCAAACCGUUAUUCAGGAAUCAGAUGCCUGUGAUGAACUGGCCUGCUUAGCUAAGCAAAUGGACCCCAAUCCAAAACCUGAGGAUAAAAAAGAAUUUCAAGAUAAUGUUACAGAUUUACAUUCACCUGGUGGUUCUCAUGCAAGUUUUUCUGGAUUGAAAGAGCAUGUAGGAAUGGAAAAGUUUCAGGAUGCAGUGUCACAAGGUCAUGAAAGGGAAUUAUCCAUCAUUGGAAGUUCAGGUAAUGCAGAACUAAGUGAUAUUUGCAGAAAUAUUGACUUGCCUAUGUCUGAGGGGAGUCUGACACUUAUUACUGAUGACAAAUGUAACAAUGCAGACCAACAAGAAGUUGGGACUGUCGCCGAUGACUCACAUCAUGGCAAAACACAUGAUUCAUCUGCAGUGCAAACUAAUAUUGCUGAAUCAUCUAUGCAAAAUUUGGGUGAUGAGAAGCAAGGUCCUUUACAAACACAAACUAAUAAUCAUGAUUUGAACUCUUCUAUGAUGAAUAAAAAAGCUCUUGUAGACACACAGACUAUGGAUGGAAAUGCAGUUGGGAGCAAUACGCAUCAUCCAGAUAAACCAAUUUGUCCAACCCCUGCAAAAGAAACUUUGGAAAGUGGGAGUGUAGGUGAAGGUCUCGAGACUGGAUUAAGUAGUAUAGAGGAUUCCAUGAGAAUGGAUUCUGUUGCAGUUUCUGACUUGCAGAAAGCAGAAAAAUGUAGUGAAGAUACUUGUUUUAGCGAUCUGUCUCGGGACAAUGCAAAUGAAGAUGCAAUGUUACUUAACGAUGUGCUCAUGAACAAUGAAUCUGCACCAAAUGCAUGUGCGUUGCCAACUAUUUCUAUCAAAGAUGAUUCUAUCUCUGAGGAGCAGGCGGUUGAUGCUAGUAAUUCCAGUUGUGAGAUUUGUCCUACCAUACAGCAGAAUAUGGAUGUCAGGGACACAAAGACAUGUGGUGACCAUGUGGGUAAUGAGCUAUCAAACACUGGUGACCAUGUGGAUACAGAGAUGUUAUCAAGUAAGUCAGAGUCAUCUGGGUUUACUGUUGAGGAACAUAAUGUUUCCACUAUUAGUGAAGGAAAUGUUGAUGACAGGGAAGGAGGUUUCUCAGGUUUCAGUGUGGCAGUUUCGUUAAAAAAAUCUUCCAUUUUGGGUGAGUCAACUCAAAUAUGUGUAAGCAAUGAAUCUGACAGACAGAAUGAGUGUGAAAAGUUUGAUCAAGAUGUUUCUGUCAAUGAUCAAGAUGUUUCUGUCAAGGAUCAAGAAAGUAAAAAGAUUCCUUAUGACUCUAACCAGAAGCAUUGUGAUGUUGAUCAAUCCCAUCCUGUUGACAAGGGAGUUGUUUCGUCAUCUCUUAGUGCAGGUAGCAUGGAAACUGAGUUGACAACCUCCACAGGAUCAAUUGAAGUCAUACCUGCAAACAAUUCAGUUUCACAAGUUAUUUCAGACAAUAUUAGCUUGACAUCGCAUGAGAUUAUAGACAUUCCACCUCCUCCUAGCAAAGUUGUUUCCACUCAUGAAGUUACUGGUCACAAUGAUUUUCAAGGGAUAACUCCUGUUGAAUCUUCUUCUGUCAAGGAAAAGGAAGAAUCAACAGUCAAAAUAGCUGAGGAUGCAGGCACCCUUGUUGGACCUUCUGAGCAGGAAACUGCUCCUUGUCCUGUUGCAGGAACCGAAAAACUUUCUGUUGAUGCAUCUAAACAACCAUUAUGUGAUGUCGCAAGUGAUGUGCAUAACAUAGGUACUAGUGGUGCUGUAAAGAUUGAUGAACCUCAAGGAACAUCAAAUGAUGAGGUUAUUCAGGAAUGUGCUAAAGAGACUGUUAUGUCUCAAGAUCUAUGUGUAUCAUCAGAGAAACAGGGUGACUGUGUCACAAUUUCCUCACUUAAGAAUGACAAGGAGACUGUACAGGAUAAUCCUGACAAGUGUUCCUCAAAAGAAUUAGGUGACAAUUUAACUGGAAACCAAGGUUCCAUAUCUACUGCUUAUUUACCGAACCCCUGUGUUGAGUUGCGUGAGACUGGAAGUGGAAGCCUUCCUGCCAAUAGUACUUGUAGUCCGUCUAGUACAUUUGGGAGCACUUCCCAAACUGAAAAGGAUGAGAAUCAAGUUAAGGCUUCUGCUAAUGAAAAACCUCAAGCCUCUGAGUUCAUAGAUGGUGUUGAAAAAAAAACAUUAUCUACUGCUCAAGAUCUAAAGGGGAAUAAUGCAUCUAAAGAUGAUAGAAGCUCAACUCCUGAGCUAAAUUCAGCAGUUGAUUUGUCCAAAAAAGAUGUUGCUGAUGUGAAUACAGAAGAUGCUGGCAAGAGGCAAUCAAUUCCUGUUUCUGCAACCAUCAAAGCAUCAAAAGCUAUGGAGGGAUCUCCUUCAACAUCUGGGAUAGGUUCCUUAAAAGCCAAGACUGUAGGACAUAUCUCCCAUGGAAAUCCACAAAUAUCAGACAGAGGGGUAGCACAUAGUGCCCCUAAAGCUACGCCUGAGCGCAAAACUAGGCGAUCAUCCAAUAAGACAGGUGGAAAAGAAUCUUCUAGAAGAGGAAGUCAUAUGAAAGACACUACUCCAUCUAGACAGUCUGAUAGAGGUGAUAAAUCAACCAAGGUUUCCCUUAGCCCAUCUCCUGCUUUCCAGCUGAUGCAGUCAAAUGAGGUGCAGCCGUAUGGACACAUUGAUUCAAACAGCACAAAGUCAUUUGCUCUUGUAAAUACUUCAACAUCUAGCCUUCCAGAUUUGAACACUUCUGCGUCACCUGUUUUGUUUCAUCAGCCUUUCACAGAUCUGCAGCAAAUACAAUUGCGUGCACAGAUCUUCGUCUAUGGAGCUUUAAUUCAAGGCACAGCCCCUGAUGAGGCGUAUAUGAUAUCAGCUUUUGGGGGAUCAGAUGGUGGAAGGAGCAUUUGGGAGAAUGCCUGGUGUGUCUGCAUGGAAAGGCAACAUGGUCAAAAAUCUCUUCCUGUUAAUCCAGAAACACCUAUGCAUUCACGAUCUGUUGCUAGAACCGCUGAUUCAGCAUUAAAACACAGUACAGUUCAAGGGAAAGGUAUCUCUUCACCACUUGGUCGAGCCAGCAGCAAGGCCACUCCAACAAUUGUGAACCCCUUAAUACCGCUUUCGUCUCCACUUUGGAGUCUUCCAACUCUCUCUAGUGAUUCCCUUCAAUCUAGUGCCAUUGCAAGAGGCUCAGUUGUGGAUUAUCCGCAGGCAAUUACUCCUUUGCAUCCUUAUCAAACUCCUCCUGCUAGGAACUUUCUUGGACACAAUACACCUUGGAUAUCCCAAACCUCCCUUCGGGGACCUUGGAUUGCUUCUCCAACUGCUGCACCUGACAGCAGUACCCAUCUUUCUGCAUCACCUGUCUCAGAUACAAUUAAGCUAGGUUCAGUGAAAGCAUCUUCUCUGCUGCCUACCUCUGGCAUAAAGAAUGCUGCUUCUGGCCUCCCUACUUCCAGUGCAGGUUUGCAAAGUAUCUUUCUGGGGACUGCCUCUCCACUUGAAGCAAACAAUGUGACAGUACCACCUCCUCAGCAUUCUUCAGAUCCAAAGCCCAAGAAAAGGAAAAAAGCUGUGGUAUCUGAGGAUCUUGGCCAGAGGGCUUUGCAAUCGCUGCCUCCUUCUGUUAUUAGCCAUACAUCUACUUCUGUUGCUGUUGUGACCCCGGUUGGGAAUGUGCCAAUAACUACUGUUGAGAAAUCAGUUGUGUCUGUAUCUCCUCUUGCUGAUCAAUCCAAAAAUGAUCAAAAUGUUGAGAAAAGGAUUAUGUCAGAUGAGUCUCUUAUGAAAGUUAAGGAGGCUAGUUUACAUGCAGAGGAAGCUUCUGCUCUUUCUGCUGCUGCAGUUAAUCAUAGCAUAGAGUUAUGGAGUCAGUUGGAUAAGCAUAAAAAUUCGGGAUUGAUGUCAGAUAUUGAGGCUAAAUUAGCUUCUGCAGCUGUUGCUGUUGCAGCUGCUGCAGCUGUUGCAAAGGCAGCAGCUGCAGCAGCUAAUGUUGCUUCAAAUGCUGCUAUUCAAGCAAAACUGAUGGCUGAUGAAGCAUUGGGUUAUGAUAAUUCUAACCAAAGUAAUCAAAUUUCUCUUUCUGAGGGUACAAAUAACUUAGGAAAAGCUACCACUGCUUCAAUCUUGAAGGGUGCUAAUGGAACCAACAGUCCUGGCUCUAUCAUUGUUGCGGCAAAGGAAGCUGUUAAAAGGAGAGUGGAAGCUGCGUCUGCUGCCACCAAAAGAGCUGAAAAUUUGGAUGCUGUUGUAAAGGCUGCUGAGCUGGCAGCAGAAGCUGUAUCUCAAGCAGGAAAGAUUGUAACUAUGGGUGAUCCUUUGCCAUUAAGUGAUUUGGUAGAAGCUGGCCCAGAGGGAUGUUGGAAAGCAGCUCGAGAGUCUUCUCAGCAAGCUGUAAUAUUGAAAGACAUCAGUAGAGAUAUGGUGAACAUUGACAAUGUUAGAGAUAUUCCCGAAACUUCUCAUACACAUCUCAAAGACAUUUCAUCGGGUGAUGUUUCAGCUUCUAUUAAGAUCAAUGAAAAGAAUUCAAGAGGACCAAAAGGCCGCAAGGUUUCUGAUUUAGUCAAGCCUGGUGUUGUUCCUGGAUCUGACUCUGAAAUACAGGCUCCUUCUUUCACUGUUAGUAAUGGAUCUGAAAAUCUUGAAGAAAAUAACAUCAAGGAGGGCUUACUUGUAGAGGUUUUCAAAGACGAGGAAGGGUACAAAGUUGGAUGGUUCACAGCCAAUAUUUUGAGUUUCAAGGAUGAUAAAGCUUAUGUAUGCUACACUUCACUUGUAGCUGUUGAAGGACCCUUAAAGGAAUGGGUCUCACUUAAAUGUGAAGGAGACAAACCCCCCAGAAUACGUACUGCUCGCCCUCUUACUACUUUGCAAUAUGAAGGGACAAGAAAGAGACGUAGAGCAGCUAUGGGAGAUUAUGCAUGGUCUGUUGGGGAUAGAGUUGAUGCAUGGAUACAAGAAAGCUGGCGGGAAGGAGUAAUCACAGAGAAGAAUAAGAAAGAUGAAACAACAUUAACUAUCCACUUUCCUGCUAGUGGAGAAACAUCAGUUGUUAGAGCUUGGCAUCUUCGACCGUCCCUUAUUUGGAAGGAUGGGAAAUGGAUUGAAUCUUUCAAAGUGGGAGCAAAUGACAGUUCUACCCAUGAGGGCGAUACACCACAUGAAAAACGACCUAAACUAGGUCAUGCAGUAGAGUUUAAAGGAAAAGACAAGAUGUCAAAAGGUAUUGAUGCUGUGGAGUCAGCAAACCCUGAUGAGAUGAGAUUGCUUAAUUUGACUGAAAAUGAGAAAGUGUUUAACAUUGGUAAGAGCAGCAAGAAUGAAAAUAAACAGGAUGCUCAUAGAAUGGUGAGGACCGGUCUUCAAAAAGAAGGAUCGGGAGUGAUUUUUGGUGUUCCUAAACCUGGGAAGAAAAGGAAAUUUAUGGAAGUAAGCAAGCAUUAUGUUGCACAUGAAAGCAGUAGAAAUGAUUCAGUUAAACUUGCAAAUUUCUUGAUGCCUCAAGGUUCAGGAUCCAGGGGAUGGAAAAAUAGUUCCAAAAAUGAUACCAGACAGAAGCUUGGAGCCGACUCCAAGCCCAAGACUAAAUCUGGAAAACCACAGAGUGGGGGUAGAGUGAUCCCACCAAAAGACAUUUCGUUAUCAAAUGCGUUUUCUCUCACCAAUGAUCAGACAGGUCAUACAGAAAGGAUCAAGGAUUCUUCAAACCAUUUCAAGAAUGCUUCCCAGAGUGAAAGUCAGGUGGAGAGAGAACCCUACUCUUCAACUGAUGGAGCAACACAAGGACCAAUGUUGUUUUCGUCACUGGCUACUUCCAGUGAUGCUAUCCCCACUAAAAGGACAUCCACAUCAAGAGCAAGUAAAGGAAAACUUGCGCCUGCCAGUGAUAAGUCGGGUAAGGGUGAGGCAGAAAAGGUUUUAGCAAAAUCAGCAUCUGACGUCAUUGAGCCCCGGAGAUCCAAUCGCAGAAUUCAACCAACGUCGAGACUAUUGGAAGGAUUGCAGAGUUCUUUGAUCAUCUCAAAGAUUCCUUCGGUUCCACAUAGUCGUAAUACUUCAAAGGGUAAUAACCAAGGUUGAUUGGAAGGAACUUGCAAUGAUGCGUUACAGUUAAAAAGACCAGCUCUGUUAUUAGAUGAUCGACAUACCUAGCAUAGAUGUGUAUAUUUAUAAUAGGGAACCUAGGAAUGCAAAUUCUUACUUCUAUGAUUUAGGCAGACUAUAGUUCAGUUGACAGUCGGUCAUAUUGAUUUUAGUUUUAUUUUAAACGUGAUUUGAUCCCCUAAUCUUAUGGCACCGUAGGCUGUACUGUAUAUGGAAAUUCUCCAUGUUACCUUGUUUGUAGAGGUUUGACGAUCAAAUGAUAACGUGAUGCUCUACACGCCAACUUCCCUUUUUAAUAACUUCGCCAGAUAAUGCGUUGAGAAAAGUGGGAAGUUAUUUAUAUACACAUUUAAUCAAUAUAUUGAUUU